Syzygium oleosum is the source of this 1811-nucleotide messenger RNA. RefSeq lists its product as uncharacterized. Gene Ontology annotation, cellular component: BRCA1-A complex; BRISC complex. The record is from RefSeq and is a predicted model, not a curated record. Gene Ontology annotation, biological process: double-strand break repair. Gene Ontology annotation, molecular function: cysteine-type deubiquitinase activity; polyubiquitin modification-dependent protein binding; metallopeptidase activity. NCBI's taxonomy places the organism in Eukaryota, Viridiplantae, Streptophyta, Magnoliopsida, Myrtales, Myrtaceae. Bases 74 to 1369 code for a protein of 431 amino acids. The transcript is spliced from 10 exons.
UCUCUCUAAUCUCCCCUCUACCGGUAGCUGCCUUCACAGGAAGAGAGAGAGAGAGAGGAGAGAGAGAGAGACCAUGUCCCUCACGAGCGUGAAAAUGUCGGAGGAGGUCUGGCUGACGUGCCUCACCCACGCAUUGUCCACGGAGACCGAAGAGAUCAUGGGCCUCCUCCUCGGCGACGUCGAGCACUCAAAAAAUGGGACUGUCACAGCAAUAAUUUGGGGUGCAUCGCCUCAAAAACGAUCUGACCGGCAAAAAGAUCGUGUUGAGACAAAUCCCGAACAGUUGGCUGCUGCAUCAGCGCUGGCUGAAGAGAUGACCAUGUCAACAGGAAGAACAACAAGAGUAAUUGGAUGGUACCAUUCGCACCCACAUAUAACGGUUCUCCCGUCCCAUGUUGAUGUACGGACACAGGCAAUGUAUCAACUCCUAGAUUCUGGAUUCAUUGGGUUGAUAUUUUCCUGCUUUAGCGAGGAUAUUAGCAAGGUUGGGAGAAUUCAAGUCAUAGCUUUCCAAUCUUCAGAUGGGAAGCAAAACCAGAUAUCAAGACCUAUCCCUCUAUCUCCGGUUAAUAGAAGUUCAGUCAUAGACUUGGAAUCAUCUUUGAGUUCCUCCGAGAAUUUGUUGGCACGAUCUAACUCUGGGAGGGGGGAGAACCCCGAAGAGGACACUGGUGAUUCCAGAAUCUCUGCUGGAGCUAAUAAGGGGCGGGGAAGGUCAUCGGACUUGGGGGGUUUCUUUGCUAAUGCUGAUACCAAUUAUCUUGGAAGAGAGAUAAUUGGUGAAAAUUAUCGCAAUGGAAAUCCAAGCAGCAGUGCCAUUGUUGCUAUAGAUCCCAUGGAUAUGACAGAAAGCAUGCAAGAGGCUAUGCAUAGGUCAAACUUGGACAUGAGUGGCGCCGAGUAUGUGAGGAAAGAAGUACCCCUCUAUGUGUUACCCAGCUCCUCUCUCCUUAAUGUUGUUUCACCUCUAACUUCAUUUACGGACCUGCAACGUGUCAUUUAUGAAGAGGAAAGGGCAGCAUAUGUUGAAGCCAUCAGACAAAAUAUGAGGGACGGGAAAGCACAUCCGCUUACUUUUAUUCAUCACACCUCAACGUAUCAGGCUUCCAUGUGCAAGUUAAUGGAAUUCUGUUUAAGCCCUGCCAUUAGAGUACUUCAGGAUCGUGUGAGAGAGAAUGAGAUUCGGAUACUGAAGCUGGUGGAUGAAGCAAAGAGUUUGGAGAUGGAGGUCCAGAGAGGGAGUGAUUCGAGUUCAGGUCACCGGGGAAGUGUAUAUGGUCAGAGAAGCGGACCUAGUCCACCGGAGUCUAGCAAUACAAGGAGCAUGAUCGGUAGCCCCGGCAGCCGAAGCAGGAAAUGGCCCCAGUGAAUUGCAAAGCUAGCCUAAUCUUUAGUGCAUUCUGCAAGGUGUUGUAUCCGGGUGAUAUAUUUGCUUGCCCCAAUUUGGUUUUGCAAUCUUUUGAACCGUCCGUGGGAAGUGUAAGAUGUGAGGUUUGUUCGCGGUCCCUGUUCUUCAGCUGUAAAUCACGUGGUCCAUUUUGGUCGGCCAUUAUACAAACAUUAGCAAAAAGGCGGACUUUCCGCAGCCACAUUGUAAUUGUCUAUCCGGCAUCGUUACUACAUGCUAAGACAUGCAGACAUUCCAUCCCUGUGGCAGCUGCAGACGAACAGCUCGAACCUGGAAAUUAGGAACAGUAGAAUCUCUUUUAAUCCUCAUCAUAUACAGGGGCCUGAUGGCCAGUGACAUAAACCUUGAGCUGUCUGAUGAAUCUGUCGUUUGAGCUUGUGGUCCGUCCACGCAAUUCACCAAA